Messenger RNA from Lacerta agilis (Sand lizard), 1517 nucleotides. RefSeq names its product glycine C-acetyltransferase (gene GCAT). The record is from RefSeq and is a predicted model, not a curated record. The transcript is spliced from 9 exons. Bases 33 to 1298 code for a protein of 421 amino acids. Gene Ontology annotation, molecular function: glycine C-acetyltransferase activity; pyridoxal phosphate binding. Gene Ontology annotation, biological process: biosynthetic process; L-threonine catabolic process. Lineage: Eukaryota; Metazoa; Chordata; Lepidosauria; Squamata; Lacertidae.
CCUCUCUUUCGCUUUGCACGCGGAGCUUGGCGAUGUGGUGGUGCGGGCGCCUCUUGAGGACCCCGCUUUCUCCGGGCCUGGGCAGCCCCUCCCGGGCCCAGUCUGCCCUGGCGCAGCUGCAGCAGGUGCUGGAGGGGGAGCUCGAGGGCAUCCGCGGCGCGGGCACCUGGAAGGGCGAGAGGGUGAUCACGUCGAGGCAAGGACCGCGCAUCCAGGUGGAAGGCAGCCGCGGAGAUAUCCUGAAUUUUUGUGCCAACAAUUACCUAGGAUUGUCCAGCCACCCCAAGGUGAUCCGUUCUGGACUGGAUGCCCUGGAGAAGUAUGGAGCUGGCCUCAGUUCCGUCCGCUUCAUCUGUGGAACACAAAAUAUACACAAGGAUCUGGAGGAGAAGAUUGCCCGUUUCCAUCAGAGAGAAGACACCAUUCUCUACGCCAGCUGCUUUGAUGCCAAUGCUGGGAUCUUCGAGGCUCUACUGACCCCUGAAGAUGCAAUACUUUCAGAUGAACUGAAUCAUGCCUCUAUCAUUGAUGGGAUCCGGCUGUGUAAAGCCAACAAAUAUCGCUACAAGCACAUGGACAUGCAGGACCUGGAAGCCAAGUUGCAGGAUGCCCAAAAAUAUCGUUUGAGGAUGGUGGCUACGGAUGGUGCUUUCUCCAUGGAUGGUGACAUUGCUCCCUUGCAGGAAAUCUGUAGGCUGUCCCAGAAAUACAAAGCCAUUGUUUUUGUUGAUGAAUGUCACGCCACUGGAUUUCUUGGGCCCAACGGACGGGGCACUGAUGAACUCUUGGGAGUGAUGGACCAAGUCACUAUAAUCAACUCCACACUUGGGAAGGCGCUUGGGGGAGCAGCAGGUGGCUACACAACCGGCCCCAAAGCGCUCAUUGAUCUCCUUCGCCAACGGUCGCGCCCUUACCUCUUUUCCAAUAGUUUGCCUCCUGCCGUGGUGGGCUGUGCCUCCAAGGCUCUGGAUCUGCUCAUGGAGAGCAAUGCCAUUGCACAGUCCAUGGCUGCCAAGACCACACGUUUCCGAAGCAAGAUGGCGGCAGCUGGAUUCACCAUUGCAGGGAAUAACCACCCUAUUUGCCCUGUGAUGUUGGGCGAUGCCCGGCUGGCAUCCUUGAUGGCUGAUGACAUGCUGAAGAGAGGCAUCUAUGUCAUUGGAUUCAGCUACCCCGUGGUGCCCAAGGGAAAAGCUCGCAUCCGGGUGCAGAUCUCAGCUGUUCACAGUGACGAGGAUAUUGAUCGGUGCGUGGAGGCCUUUGUGGAAGUUGGCCGUAAGCAUGGAGCCUUGCCUUGAAUGGCUGAACAUCAUGAGCUGUAGGAUGCCUUUCGAAACCUGAAACCUGCAGGUGGACGGUGCUGCUUUUCAGAGAGGUGGUAGUGACUUUGAAAAGAGGCCUUGCUCACAUCACUUUUGGUGCUCUGUUGCCAGACUCUAGAACCUGUGCAUUCUACCUCUGCUUAAGGAGGACCGCAAUGUGCCUGGAGGAGAGUAAUAAAGGUGAUAUUGACCCUA